Molecule: messenger RNA, 3191 nt
Organism: Cydia pomonella (codling moth)
Lineage: Eukaryota; Metazoa; Arthropoda; Insecta; Lepidoptera; Tortricidae
Exons: 4
Coding region: 111-3191 (1026 amino acids)
Source: RefSeq, a predicted model, not a curated record
UCAGUUUAAAUGGUCAUCAGGUAAGAGCCUAUUUAGACUCGGGGGCACGACGGAAUCUGAUUACAUUGGAAUGCUCUCGUAAACUAAAUCUCAAUUUACAACCAUGCAACAUGUUUAUUAAUGGGCUUUACGGGCCACAAGUCAGUUGUUGUGAUCAAGUAUCGGUAGAGUUUAUUAUCGACGGGGUUAAAGUUAAAUCUGAAGCAUUGGUGGUCAACAUUCCCCUGAAAGGAGCCGAUGUCUUUGUAGGUCAGCCAGUUCUUAAUAAUGGUCUGUACAGGUUAGUUAUUCAAGGAUCAACGGUUACCUUCGAGAGGAGUAAGCAGGAGCCUGCCAACGAGGAGAUAGUCCAUAUAAGUUCGAUUUGUGCAGAUGCAGAGGUUUCAAAGGUAAGAUUGGUCUGUUCUUCAGAUACGGUUAUUCCUGCUAAUACGGCUCAAUUUGUGGAGACUGAUAGUAACGAAAUUCUUCAAGAUUCCACUGUAUUGUUUGUGGAUACUCGCUCUUGUAGGUUUAAUGAUGUAGAGUACAGCAUUCCCUCUUCUCUUUACUGUGCUCCAGUUAAUUCUGUCUUUGUUAUAAAUCAGGGUACGAAUCCUUUGGCUUUUAAAAAGGGGCAACUGCUAGUUAGAGGGUAUGUAGUGGAAGAAACAUCCGUGUCUGCUCCUCGAGGAACAGAUGUAUUGGUAAAUUCGAUAAUGAAAGUAGACGUUAGUAAGAUUAAAUGCGGGAUUCAGGAUCCAUCGGUUUUAAAUAAAUUGAGUCAGAUUUUGCAAGAAUUUUCGGAUUGUUUUUCAGAGGACACGCGUGAAUUGGGAGUUACGAACAAAAUCGAACUUAACAUUGAGCUAAAUUCCGAUAAGCCGGUAUGUUACAGGCCUUAUAGGUUAUCUUACUCUGAGAAGACCGUGAUGAGGGAGAAGAUUGAGGAUAUGUUGUCUAAUGGAAUCAUUAGGGAAUCCACCUCCAAUUACGCGAGCCCAAUUAUCCUGGUACGUAAGAAAAAUGGAGAUUUUCGUCUUUGUGUAGACUUUAGGAAACUUAACAGCAUAACAGUGAAGGACAAAUAUCCUUUGCCGGUUAUAGAGGAGCAUAUCGAAAAGUUAGGUGAAAAAAAAUAUUUUACAAGCCUCGAUUUGUCUCAAGGGUUUUAUCAGAUUCCGGUAGCUAAAGACGAUAUUCAUAAAACUGGUUUUGUAACACCUGAAGGGCAUUACGAAUUCCUUCGGAUGCCAUUCGGCCUCGCGAAUUCACCUGCAGUUUUCCAGCGGUUAAUGGAUCGUAUAUUCUCAACUCUGCGCCAUGACAAGGUUUUGCCUUAUAUUGAUGAUGUGCUGCUCCCUACAAACUCCAUAGAGGAAGGUCUUGAUCUUUUGAAGGUAGUAUUGCAAAUAAUUAGAGAUGCAGGGUUGACUUUGAAUCUGGAGAAAUGCUUCUUUUUGCAAACAAAAAUUGAUUACUUGGGCUAUGAAAUCUGUGAGGAAGGUAUCAGACCAGGUAGUAAAAAAAUCGACGCAGUGUUGGCGUAUAAGGAGCCGACUAACAUUCAUGAGCUGCGUAUGUUCCUGGGGCUCACCAGUUACUUCAGAAAGUUUGUCCAAAACUAUGCAGGUAUUGCUUAUGAUCUAUACAGGUUGCUGCAGAAAAAUGUUGGCUGGGAGUGGGGCCCACAACAACAAAAAGCUUUCCAGGAGUUGAAAAAGGUAUUAACAACUCGUCCUCUUCUCUCUCUCUUUCGCCGAGAAGGCGAUAUCGAGGUUCAUACAGAUGCCAGUAGCAGAGGAUUAGCUGGUAUUCUACUUCAAAAGCAAGACGGUAAUUUAAAACCCAUAUCCUACUUUAGUCGAAAAACGAGCAAAGAAGAAUCGAUGUAUCAUUCUUACGAGCUCGAAACCUUGGCAGUCGUGGAGUCUUUAAGACGGUUCCGAAUUUACCUGGUAGGUAACCAUUUUAAAGUGGUCACAGAUUGCUCUGCAGUGCGUUACACUUUCCAGAAAAAGGAUUUAACUCCAAGAAUAGUACGAUGGUGGUUACUUAUUCAGGAAUACGACAUGGAAGUAGAACAUAAACCUGGUAAGUCCCAUAGUCACGUAGACGCCCUCAGCAGAAGUCCGGUCGAGCCUCCGCAAGUAAUUGAUAUCAACACUAUUGAUGUCUUCGAUUGGAUUGUCUGUCUUCAAAAUCAGGAUGAAAAGAUUCGUAUCAUCAAAACCAAACUGGAAUCAGGUGAGGCCGAACCCGAUAUUAAAAACAAUUAUAAGUUAAAAGAAGAGCGGUUGUAUAGAGUUAUUGCAGGUGAUUGUCUGUACAAGAGGAGUCAGUAUGGGCGAGCUGAGGGUGAACUUCACCCGAUUGAGAAGAUAGCAGAGCCACUUCAUACAGUGCACAUUGAUCAUCUGGGACCGUUCUGCAAGAGCCGUGCAGACUCAUUAAAUACCAGCGUGGAAAACGAGAGAGACUGGGAUAUGAAGCUGUCUGAGGUGACUUGGGGUAUGAACAAUUUACAUAGUUCAUCUACUGGAUUUACUCCUUUCAAACUAAUGUUUAGCGCAAGCCGUAGCAGAUAUCAAGCAAUAGCAGGAAAUUCCUUCGACGACGAACAAACUGCGGAGCAAACUCGGUGCACUGCAUCAGGUAAUCUUAAAAGAACGGCAGAGGUCAUGCAAAAACAUUUUAAUGCAAAGCGGAAACGACCAACGAAGUACAAGGUAAAUGAUUUAGUACUGUGGAAAGGCGCGGCUGAUAGAAACAUUAACGUGAGGCGGAAACUGAAAGAAAAAUUCAGUGGACCAUAUAAGAUUACAAAAGUGGCAGAGUCGCAAAGUCGUCAGGAUGGACGAGUGUCAAUAACGGCCAUAGAAGUCUCUCGAGCAGCAAAUAGAUGGCGCAACGGUUGCGUCGAUGGAGCAACGUCACUGCCAUCAACACGUCACACCACUCCGUUUCUAUCAUGGCCGCAAGAGGGCACUCGCUUGUCGCAACUAUGGCGCCAGCAUUCCUACCAAACGGACCAAUCAGCGACGUUCGUACCAAUCACGCCACUGGAACCUCGCAACGUGAUUAGCCGAGGCAACUGUAACCAGAUUAUUGGAGGGGAGUUCGUUAUCCAGCCGUUUGAAAAUUUAGACCGACGCGGCCAUUACGCUUGGAACUUUGGUAGCGAAAACAACUGUAAAUUGGUUGUUGGAUAG